AUGGCGGCAGUUGGCGUUCUUUUGCUUACCAAUUUCUUGCUCUGGUCAUCGAUAUCCGCUAUCUACACACCGGACUGGGCUUCGUUGGAUACAAGGCCACUUCCAGAAUGGUACGACGAUGCCAAGUUUGGCUGGACAGCCCAUUCAGACGGUGCCACGACGACAGCCCCGAAGAUACAGUGGUGGAAGCUCGAAGGGAAGCUGAAAGAAGCGUUCAAAAUGGCAGUUACGAAGAAAAAAAGACUAAAGAAGACUGGAGUAGGAAAGUGGACGAAGUAUGGAAGAAUUUUCAUGCAUUGGGGAGUUUAUUCAGUACCAUCGAUUGGCUCAGAGUGGUUCUGGUACCAGUGGAUAGUUGACGGUCGAAAGGACUACAUCCAGUACAUGACUAAAAACUACAAGCCUGGCUUUCAUUACGCCGAUUUUGGCCCGAUGUUCACAGCCGAAUUGUUCGACAGCGACCGCAUUGCGUCAAUAGUAAAGCAAUCCGGAGCCAAGUAA
Messenger RNA from Soboliphyme baturini, 501 nucleotides. NCBI's taxonomy places the organism in Eukaryota, Metazoa, Nematoda, Enoplea, Dioctophymatida, Soboliphymatidae. The record is from the annotation of a GenBank genome assembly.